AACCUGUUCUGUUUGACUUUGUAGUUCAUCUUCUCAACUUCCUUAGAUGGGAAAAUAAAGGCAUGGCUAUAUGAUAACAUGGGCUCUAGAGUUGAUUAUGAUGCUCCUGGGCGCUGGUGUACUACAAUGCUCUAUAGUGCUGAUGGGAGUAGAUUAUUCUCAUGUGGAACUAGUAAAGAUGGGGAUUCUUACCUGGUUGAGUGGAAUGAAAGUGAAGGGGCAAUAAAGAGGACAUAUUCUGGGUUCCAGAAAAAAUCAACAGGUGUUGUGCAGUUUGAUACUUCCCAGAAUCACUUUUUGGCUGCUGGUGAAGAUAACCAGCUAAAAUUUUGGGAUGUGGACAAUGUUAACAUGCUUACAAGCACAGAUGCUGAGGGUGGACUCCCGAGUGUUCCACGUCUGAGAUUCAACAAAGAAGGAAAUCUUCUUGCUGUUAAUACAGCUGAUAAUGGUUUUAAGAUACUUGCUAAUGCGGAUGGCCUUAAAUCCCUGCGAGCUUUUGGAAGCCGACCUUUUGAAUCAUUUAGAGCUCAAUAUGAAGCAACUUCUAUCAAGGUUUCAGGCACCCCUGUGGUUGCGAGCAUCUCUCCGAACAUCAGCAGAGUCGAUCGCGUAGACAGAAACUCUCCUGCAAGGCCAUCUCCUAUCCUUAAUGGAGGUGAUCCAUCAUCUAGGAGUAUAGAUAAGCCAAGAAUUUCGGAAGAAUUGCCUGAUAAGACUAAGCCCUGGGAAUUGGCUGAAAUUCUGAAUCCAAAACAAUGUCGAGUUGUUACCAUGCCAGAGAGCACAGAUUCUGCCAGCAAGGUUGCAAGACUACUUUACACAAACUCUGGGGGUGGCUUGUUAGCAUUAGGGUCCAACGCUGUUCAGAGAUUGUGGAAGUGGAGCCGUAGUGAACAGAAUCCAAGUGGCAAGGCCACGGCCAGUGUUGUGCCACAGCAUUGGCAACCAAGCAGUGGUCUUCUUAUGACUAAUGAUGUGUCAGAUACAAACCCUGAAGAAGCAGUACCUUGUAUUGCACUCUCAAAGAAUGAUUCAUAUGUAAUGUCUGCAUGCGGUGGGAAGGUUUCGUUAUUUAACAUGAUGACAUUUAAGGUAAUGACAACAUUCAUGCCACCCCCACCAGCAUCAACAUAUUUAGCAUUCCAUCCACAGGACAAUAACAUUAUAGCAAUUGGAAUGGAAGAUUCAACCAUCCAUAUAUACAAUGUGAGAGUGGAUGAGGUUAAAACAAAGCUGAAAGGUCAUCAGAAAUGCAUAACUGGUUUAGCAUUCUCCAACAAUCUUAAUGUACUCGUAUCAUCAGGUGCUGAUGCACAGCUUUUUGUGUGGAACACUGAGACAUGGGAGAAAAAGAAAUCUGUGGCCAUCCAACUUCCUGCUGGGAAGGCACCCGCUGGUGAUACACGUGUCCAGUUCAAUUCUGACCAGAGUCGACUAUUGGUAGUCCAUGAAACACAUCUAGCAAUAUAUGAUGCAUCCAAAAUUGAGCGUGUUCAUCAGUGGGUUCCCCAGGAAAGUCUUUCUGCCCCAAUAUCAUAUGCAUCCUAUGCAUGCAACAGCCAGCUGGUCUUUGCUACUUUUUGCGAUGGUAACAUCGGUGUUUUUGAUGCUGAUAACUUGAGAUUAAGAUGUCGAAUUGCCCCAUCGGCAUACAUGUCUCCGGCAACUGCAAACAGGUACAACCUGCCAGUGUAUCCUCUUGUUAUUGCUGCACACCCGCAAGAGCCGAAUCAAUUGGCAGUUGGGUUGACAGAUGGAGCAGUUAAAGUGAUAGAGCCCUUGGAGUCCGAGGGUAAGUGGGGAGCACCAGUACCUGUUGAAAAUGGCGUACCCAACGGUAGGACACCAGCAUCAUCAGCUACAAGCAAUCCAGCUGCAGACCAGCUCCAAAGGUGACAAUAAUGGCUCCAUGUUUGUAAAUGUUCUAAUCUGAUAUUGACCUAUCUGUAUUUAUGUCGUAUCGAUUUGUAGGCUUGACUUUAUUUAUCUCAAGAUAACUUUCUAUACCAUUAUAUGUGCCUCUUCAAAGGUGAGCAUAAAAAAAAUAAUAAGAACAAUGUAAGCUUGUGCAUGUUAUAAGUGGUGAAUUCUGAUCGGAUAUUUACAUCCUUGUCGAAAUAUAUCUUUUCGAGAUCA
Molecule: messenger RNA, 2139 nt
Organism: Phoenix dactylifera (date palm)
Lineage: Eukaryota; Viridiplantae; Streptophyta; Magnoliopsida; Arecales; Arecaceae
Source: RefSeq, a predicted model, not a curated record